AUGGGCAAGAAGCGUGUUCUCUGCGGUUACGGGGUCGACAUCGACGCCGUGGCGGGCUGGCUUGGAUCCUAUGGAGGAGAAGAUUCAUCGAAUGACAUUAGUAGAGGACUCUGGGCCGGAACGAUUGGAACCCGCCGUCUCCUCCAACUCUUCGAAAAGAACAACAUCAAGGCAACCUGGUUUAUCCCCGGUCACUCACUCGAAACCUUCCCUGAAGAGUGCGCCAUGGUUCGCGAUGCAGGACAUGAGAUUGGUCUUCACGGAUACUCCCACGAGAACCCAACCGACAUGACCCUUGAACAGCAACGGGACGUUCUCGACAAGACAUACAGACUUCUUACCGACUUCUGUGGGAAGCCACCCAAGGGAAGUGUGGCACCCUGGUGGGAGACUAGCAAGGAAGGAGCUGAGCUGCUACUGAGUUAUGGCCUUGAGUAUGACCACAGUAUGAGCCAUCACGAUUGCCAGAUGUACUGGUUAAGGAUUGGGGAUACCUGGACCAAGAUCGAUUACACAAAGAAAGCAGAGGAAUGGAUGAAGCCACUGGUGAAAGGUAAGCCUACUGGGCUUGUGGAGAUCCCAGCUUCCUGGUAUAUCGAUGAUCUGCCUCCGAUGAUGUUCAUCAAGAAUUCCCCGAACAGUCACGGCUGGGUGAACCCCAGGGAUGUGGAGGAUCUCUGGAGGGAUCAUUUUGAUUACUUCUAUGCAAAUUAUGACGAAUUCGUCUUCCCCAUGACAAUCCACCCUGAUGUUUCUGGCCGGCCACACGUCCUUCUGAUGCACCAAAGGAUAAUCGAUUAUAUCAACAAGCAUGAAGGCGUUGAAUGGGUCACGUUUGAGCAAAUGUCGGACAUUUUCAAGAGUCAGAACACUCCAGAAGCUGGUGCGAUCAUGCCUGCACCUGCAGGAGAGAUGCUCAAGAAGCCACCCACUACUAAAUAG
Molecule: messenger RNA, 942 nt
Organism: Amorphotheca resinae ATCC 22711
Lineage: Eukaryota; Fungi; Ascomycota; Leotiomycetes; Helotiales; Amorphothecaceae
Exons: 3
Coding region: 1-942 (313 amino acids)
Biological process (GO): carbohydrate metabolic process
Molecular function (GO): hydrolase activity, acting on carbon-nitrogen (but not peptide) bonds
Source: RefSeq, a predicted model, not a curated record